AUGGGCGGAGAAAGGGCGAGCCCGUCUCCAACCCGGCUGCUAGAUCCAAGUGCGAUCCCUGCAAUCUCAAUAGCCGCCGUGCCUCAGCAGCAGCGGGACUGGAACUGCAACGAUCACAAACACGGACACACUCCCCGGAGUGUGCCCGGCGGGAGCGGAGCGUUUGCAGUGGUGCUGUUGAGUUUACUCUCGGCCGGGGCUCAGACCGAGAUGAAGCGGGUUGUCGGGGACAAUGCCACAUUGCCUUGUCAUCACCAGUUCUGGCAGUCGAAUGGACAAACACUGGACAUCGAAUGGCUCCUGCAGAAACCCAACGUCAAACAACGUGUGAUCAUCACAUUCUUCAACAACGAGGUCUACACUAACGACAAUCAUGCCAGUCGUCUGUCCUUUGCAGGCGACUACCUGAACGGAGACGCCUCUCUCCUGAUCAACGAUCUGCAGCUGGCCGACUCUGGAGAAUACCAUUGUAAGGUCAAGACCGGCGGCAAAUACCACUGGAGCCAAGUCAACCUUAUUGUGCUGGUGAAGCCGUCUAAACCCCGCUGCUGGAUGGAUGGCCGGCUUCUGGAGGGCAGUGAUGUGAAACUGAGCUGUAAGUCUUCAGACGGAUCCGACCCUAUUCACUACAAAUGGGAGAGAGUUCUGGAUAAGGGCAAGAGCGUGGGAAAACUGCCUUCCCGCGCACUCAUCGAUCUGAAGAACCCAGAGAUCGUGACCUUGAGGAACUUGACGCAGGACAGCUCUGGGGUCUACAAGUGCACCGCCAGCAACGAUGUAGGAGAGGAGAACUGUAUCAUCGAGGUCACAAUGCAAUAUGUGCGGGGCAUAGGUGUGGUGGCUGGAGCCGUGGUUGGUGUUUCAUUCGGCGUUCUGCUCCUCAUUCUCAUCAUCUGGCUGGUCUUCCGCAAGAAGGAGAAGAAGAAAUAUGAGGAGGAGGAGACACCUAAUGAGAUCAGAGAGGAUGCAGAAGCUCCUAAAGCCAAGCUGGUGAAGCCCAACUCCCUCUCCUCGUCUCGCUCUGGCAGCUCCCGCUCCGGUGCCUCCUCCACACAGUCAAUGGUGCACAACAGCGCACCCCGAGGCCAGCGUCCACGGCCACCCGCUGUCGCCACCCUCAAGGAGAACGGUCAGCCCCACGGGUUCCCCCAGUCUCCCCCGGCCUACACGCAGGUCGUGCCUAAAACCCCAGAACCCCCGGCCACCCCAAAAUUCAGACCCCCCAAUCCUCCAGUGGGCAUGGCCAUCCCGGCGGGCGUCAUGGUCCCUGCUCAAAGCAAGGCCUUUCAGACAGUGUAGAGAGUAAAGGAAGCGCAGCCUGGUGCGGGUCUCCGUACAAGACACCCAACAGUGACUCUUCCAAAAGUUGCAACUACGAUUGGAAAAAUAAAAUACAAAAAAUAAAAGCAUAAUUAAAAAAUAAAAUCAAUCAUAUAAAAUCUAAAAAGAUGAAUGCAUAUUUACAAGGGAAAAUACACAGUGCUUGCCCCCUUCUGAAGCAUUAAAAAAAGAAAACAAGGGAGGAACUGAAGAAAAAUAAUUUUUAUUCUCAUUCUUUGGUUCUCUCCCCUUCUUUUGAUCUCUUGGCACAGUCUGACCCUUUUUCACAUUUUUUGUUUUGCUUUCUCUUUUUGAGCUCUUGAAGGCUUUGGGGGCGGUGGGUUGGAAAGAUUUCCCCAAGUGCAGUUUAUUUAUUUAAUGCAUCAGAGAGGCUAAAGGUUCAAGGGCUGGCUGGGUUUAUGAAACAUGAUGGUGAGAGGAAGGACCAGCCGAUUCUGAAGAGAAAUGAAGGAUAUUAUCCAAGAACCUGUUGUUUCUGUCGAAGACGUGGGGGCAGCUCUGGGAACAUGAACUGUCCAUCUCAUUCCCAUUCAAUUUUCCCAGAAUGCAAUGCAACAUAGACUGUGGCUCGGACAUCAAAAUCAAAGGCAAUCUUAUUAAUACCUUAACAAACCACUGAAAAGAAGUGAAGUGAUCGGAAGAAAUGGUCCCCGAUGGACAUUUCAGCACGUGGAUGACACCGUGUCAUUGAUGUAGCGACACAGAGAGACUUUAACAGUUCAGUCAUCAUGUAACACACUGUGGGGCGAAUUCACUGGACGGUUUUGCUACCUUAGCACGCUAUAUUUCACAAAAAACACCCGUUUAAAUGAUGCCAUUUUGGUUUUUGCGCAAACCCACUUUUUCUAUGUAAAUUAGGCUGAUAUUGUAUCUUUUCAUCAAAAAUCACUGCUCCUAAUGUUUUGCUAUUACUGCCCACAGAUGCAGAUGGAAAGCAGUGAUAAUUCAUCAAAUGAUGAUUAAAUGAUGGAAGAAGAGCAUUGUAUCUGGUAAACCUUUAUUUUGGUAGUCCACUUCCAAUAGCUAUAAGUAAUUUUGCAACUACAUGUCAACUAGCAGCCAUUAGAGUAUUAGACUGUCU
Sinocyclocheilus rhinocerous is the source of this 2422-nucleotide messenger RNA. Its product is annotated as CXADR-like membrane protein. Bases 1 to 1299 code for a protein of 432 amino acids. The transcript is spliced from 7 exons. The record is from RefSeq and is a predicted model, not a curated record. Lineage: Eukaryota; Metazoa; Chordata; Actinopteri; Cypriniformes; Cyprinidae. Gene Ontology annotation, cellular component: cell surface; membrane; cytoplasmic microtubule.